Messenger RNA from Zonotrichia leucophrys gambelii, 1518 nucleotides. It is a transcript of the gene DCDC1, whose product is annotated as doublecortin domain containing 1. The transcript has 8 exons. The record is from RefSeq and is a predicted model, not a curated record. NCBI's taxonomy places the organism in Eukaryota, Metazoa, Chordata, Aves, Passeriformes, Passerellidae. Bases 1 to 951 code for a protein of 316 amino acids.
AUGAUUUAUGCAGGCUAUCACUGCAGACAGCUUGCUACAGCUUAUGGCACGGUUAGGAGGAAGCUGGUGGUAGUAUUUCAGAAAAUACCAGCAUCUAAGUGGACACAGGCCAGUGGACCAUCUGUCAUUGGUGAAGAAAGUAUCUCAGACAGUGAAUGGUUCUUCAUAGUGGUGUCAAGCAAAAGAAAAACCAAACCUGUCAUUGUCAUCUGCGUAUUGUGGCCAUCUCAACUGGGACAGUGGCACCCUGAGGAUGAAUCUUGCUUCUCCAGUGAGAUACUAACACAAGUCCUAAUCACUUUCAGAGAAGCAAAGCAGAGUUUUAGGCCACAUUUUAGGAAGAGAGAUGGCUGCCUUAAUUAUGAACAUUUUCUGGCUAUUUCAAAGUUUACAGCUGCUUUCAGAUCAAAGGACUUUUUAUGUUGGGCAUCUUCUGGAAUCACCAUACAGAAUAAAGGCCCCUUUGAGAGAAUCCUUUCAACCUUUGCAGUGACUGGAAAUCUAAGAGCAGCAAGGAAAAGAUCUUGCUCCUCUGCUUUUGACAGAUGCCUGCAAAAUGUCAUCAGACCUUUGUGUGGACCUGUUUGGGUCUUUGAGAGAAAAGGUUUCAGCCUCUCAGGAGCAGAGAUUUACAUCCAAGGAGUUCUAUUGGCCCUGCACCAACGAGUAAAUCCUGCAAAGUGUUGCAAACAGCCUCUACAACACCUACUAAAAAUACUUUCAGAGGACCCCAAAAAAACCCCCCAAAAACCCUUUUCCCAAGUAAACGCGAGCGAGCUGCGCGGUGCAACAAUGGGAGCGGCGGGGCUGGGGCUGCAGGCGGCGCAGGGAGGGAUGGGGGAUGCUCCCCUCAUUAGCAUUCCCGUCAGCAGCGGGGCUGUCGGGGCAGGAAUGCCAUUGUGCCGGGCCCCAGUGUUUGGGGACAAACACUGCUGCGGAGGGGACGUGUGAAAAGGCCCCGGAGCUGACAGUGAAUGAGGAAGGCUGUGCUUUCUGCGCGCUUCAAGCAGGGAAGCUGUCACUCACCGGCCCGCCGCAGCCAAACAGAGGCCAAAAGAGAGGGCUCAAAUACCUUUUAAAAUGAUAUUAAUGGUUUUUAAACGUUCCCUUCAUUUGGGGUUGCGCUGCCGGUCUGGGCCGUGCUAAAUAAUAUUAAUUGUGAGCAGGUAAAUGAAGGAACAUCUCCCUGCCACAGUGAGCGUUCACUCUGGAAGAUGUAGGUGUAGAAGUAUUUGAGAAUCCCAAGUUUCUAUUGAUAGUGGAACCCUGGAAAAAGUUAAAGAUCGAAUCUAAAAUGUUAGGCUUUGGGCUUUCCCAGAUCAACUGCACCUGUGUAAGCAGUAUGAUAAAUUACAUAAUUGUUAGAUGUGAUGAUUUUUUAGUAAUUAAAUGUAAUUAUUAUAUAACCAUAAGAAGAAUAGUGAGAAACUAUGUUGGAAAUUCAGAGAGGGGCUAAAUUUAUGUAUACAAUAGAACAAUAUAAGUUUAAUAAUUAACAUGAAAGUUAUGUAACGAUAG